UUCUGUAAUCAGCAUUGCCUGGUAAAAACGGUUAUUGAAGGGUCUUGGGAUUUAAACUUCUCAGUACCAUUCUCAGUCAACUAAAGAUGGCAAGCCACACUGCAGGCCGUUGUGUGCUGGUCUUCUUGGCCACCAUGCUCGUAGCCGCAGUCGACAGCGCCGCAGUAACACCUGUUGUUCCAAAUAGCAUGGACUACAUCGGAGUCGGGUACAACCUAGUGAUGGGGAACCCAGAAGGUGACUCUACGAACCUUGGUGGAGCCGAUCCUGGACUCCAUGGGACUAGGAAGAUCUUAGAGCUCACGUACCGUCAAAAUAAGAAAACAAAAGACAACCGGUUCAGCGUGCCGGACGAGGUGGAGUACGUGCCACGAGACACUGAAUACACAACAGAUGUACAAUCGAUCUUUUCUGGAGCGAAAAGCUACGCAAACUCUCUCAGCAACUUGGUGCAGGAAUCGGCCAGUUUGAACGUCGUCUUUGCUUCGGUCAAAUUUGCUGGCAGCCAUGAUUAUAAGAAAAUUGCAAAAGACCAAGAGAGUGGAGGCAAUGUGUAUUUCACCAAGGAGACAAUAACAAACUUCGGGAAUAUCAGGUACAUGUCAGAACUGGCUAAAGCCGAUGGCUUUGAUAUUACCCGCAGUUUCUACGCUGCCGUCUGUGAUCUACCUGCUACAUACGAAGCCAAUACGAAGAAAUACAUGGACUUCAUUGAUAGAUGGGGAACGCACGUUGUGAUGGAGCUGGAUGCGGGAAUGCGUUCCGGUUCAACGAAUCGUACAACCACAUCAUCCUUUAUCAAACAGGCGUCAAAGCAGAAUUCGGACAGCUUGAGCUUUGGGGGACAUUACAAGAUCGCCUCUGCAUCGGUAUCGGUAGACAUCAGUAGAUUUAAUGCAGACAAAACCUCACAGGAGAAGUUUGAAAGUACAAGCACAGCCUUCCAAGUGGGAACUCAAGCGUUACAGGAACCCAUCAACCUGAAAUUGAUUGGGCUGAAUGAAUUACUGGCGGAUGACAGAUAUUGGACAUCACAGAAGUCUCAUGAAGGAACCCUUUGCCCUGUUGGAUGGGAUAGGACCGCAAUGUCUGCCAACCUCUUGAAGGCCUACACAGGAUACAUUGAAUAUAAGAAAAUAACUCCAGCCACUCAAGAUCCGGACGUUCGUGUACCUAUAGUCUGGCCAGAUGGCACGUAUGCCUUGCCAAAGCCAGCCAGGAACCCAAGUGGAACUUGCCCUAAUACAGAGUACCUGACAUGGAACGAAGGUGAUAGGCUUAUGCGAUUCAUGGAAUUCAGCGUGAAUCAAUGGACGGCAUCCCAACAUUUGAGUGACGAAAUCUUUGAGAGUAGCGCGAAGUUAUGGUUCUGCGUAAAGGAUGUGAAGCAGUUGUCUCAGGAUCCACAUGCACCAUCUUGGGACUGGAUGCCCGGCACCUAUUGUAUCUACAAGUAUGGUGCCUCUUGUCCUCGAGAGUUCACAGAGGGAUACCUGAAAUAUACUGAGAGUGCGUCGAACAAUAACAUCUUACAACACGGUAUGUUGCCAGAAGGGAUGUACAGGAAGACAUCCUCUCAGUUCUACUUUUGUUGCCGGAAUGAUGCCUCCCCCAUGCAUCCUAUUUACCUUCCUACCGAGACGAGCUUUUAUCUCUUCAGAUACUCCCAAACGUGUCAACAGGUACAUGGGAUGACUGUUAAGGAAGAAACUCUGAAAAUAGACACUGCGUAUCUUAACAACGCAGAUGAGAAGGUUGGAGCGUAUCCUCAACCCAAUAAAGAUAGUAACGCAGCCGCCGAAGACACAAUCGAGACUACUUACUGCUACUACGAGCCAGAGACCACUGCCGGAGCCGCCGCAAAGAGAAGGGAGGAGUUAGAAGCAAACAAGAAACAGGAGGUCUUACAAACGUCCCAUGACGGGGCCAAAGAAGAGAGAAGGUUCUUUGGUAGGGAAGAGAUCCUGAAAAAAUUUCUGGAUUUGCUGAGAGAGGAGUAGAAAUGACAAGACAUGUGGGUUUCGUUUUCCUGCGACCAUAAUACAAACGAAUUAGAAGGCACUUAAAGCCAACUAGGACCUGUCCCUUUUGGGGAGAAAAUAAGGGAGGGAGUGGCUCAAUAUAGUAAAA
Lytechinus pictus (painted urchin) is the source of this 2130-nucleotide messenger RNA. RefSeq lists its product as uncharacterized. Bases 87 to 2000 code for a protein of 637 amino acids. The record is from RefSeq and is a predicted model, not a curated record. The transcript has 10 exons. NCBI's taxonomy places the organism in Eukaryota, Metazoa, Echinodermata, Echinoidea, Temnopleuroida, Toxopneustidae.